CUCUUCCUAGCUUCGUCUUGCCACACGAGCUCCCAAGAGGGCCCACGGCGCCCUGAAGUGGCCAAGGAUUGCUCUGGCUGCCCUCCAAGGUGGCUGCAAGACAGCGGCUCCAAGACGGCUCAAGACCGUUCCAAGAUGCUUCCCGUGGCCAUGUGGGCUCAUACCUGCAGGGUUCCCGUGCGCCGCUUCGACGCUGCGCCGCGGGAUUUCCACCGAUGUUCGCCGCUGGAGCGUACCAGUGUCCUGCUCAGGAGCGACGGCACCGCCGUGGCCUGCGCGACGGCACCGCCGUGGCCUGCGGCGAGAACUAUAAUGGCCAGUGCGUCCUUCCAGCAUUGGUCCAGGACUUUUGCUUACGCAGCUCACUUGUUGCCGGUUUUACUCCUGCAGGCAUACUUCGACGGCGGGGCGAUGCGGUUCGUGACUCUGGGCGGGGCGGAGCGUUGUAUAAUCGGAGCGGGGCCCGCUUCUCGCCUUGCAGAUGUCCGCGGCCAGCUGAUGGCAGGCCAACUCCCGGGCAGGCUGGGCCCUCUGGUCCAACAGGUCGACGCGAUCUUGCCAGGGUGCCGGCUGCUCAGCAGCGCCCCGGCCGAAGAGACGGUCGCCGGCGCUUUCGAUUUGGGGCGCGCUCUCCAGAAGUUGUAGAAAAGACCGCCCCAAGAUGCCUCAGGAAUUCUUCAACCGAAUAAUUAGGUGCUCCAGACUGGCGACGAGGCCCGCUAGACGGCGCAAGCGGCCCCAAGACAGCAGAGGCGGCCCCAAGAGGUUGUAGGAUUGCGUGGCGCGGGGCCCCCGGGGAGGCGAACAUCGUCAAAGUCCGAUGGAUCUGCCCUGAUGUGGUUGACGCGCUCCACUCUGCAGCUCCUCGCCGCCGUCCUCCUCGCUGCCCGACGGCGAGGGCGCCGGCGCCGGCGCUCGCCGUCGGGUAGCGAGGACGACGGCGCUCGCCGUGGAGGCUGCCCCGAGAGGGGCCCCGGAGAGCCCCACAGAGGGCCCGGGAGGUCGGCAGGCGCCACGGCCGAGCGGCCGGCCGGCUCGCGCGGUCGCCGAGCGUGCGGCAACAAAAAACAUUCCUCUGCUCUGAGAGCACAUCGUGGCAGGCCUGCAGUAAUGCCGGAACGGUCGGUCCCUGCUCAAUUCGGGUUGCAUGGCCGUGGCAAGGUUGCGCCUGGUGCCCCGGGCGGGGCGCGCUCUGCGGCUCGCACCGAGACGCGUCGAGGCAAUGGCGUCGAGCGCAGCGGCCGCGGAGGAGGCCAGCGGGGUCCAGUCAUUAAGAUCAAGAGGACCCCAUGACCCGAAUAGCACGAUGAAGACAUGGCCUCACUUGGGUCCCCGUCGCCGCAUUAGGGCUCCUAGAUCGGGGCGCUUCGGUCUGAUGCAUCUGCAG
Messenger RNA from Prorocentrum cordatum, 1387 nucleotides. Lineage: Eukaryota; Dinophyceae; Prorocentrales; Prorocentraceae. The record is from the annotation of a GenBank genome assembly.